AUGCCAACUUUGAUCAUUUUGCAGUCAUAUCCUGUCCCUGUUCAUGUGGAAGAUGUUGAAAAUAUAAUCAGCGUUGCUCAGUACAUCUUAGUUGUUGAGAAAGAAUCAGUGUUCCAGAGACUAGCGAAUGAUUUGUUCUGCACAAAAAAUCGUUGUAUUGUAAUAACAGGAAGAGGCUAUCCUGAUGUUCCCACAAGAAGAUUUUUGCGCCUCCUUAUAGAAAAGCUGUGUCUGCCUGCCUAUUGUUUGGUAGAUUGUGAUCCGUAUGGCUUUGACAUACUGACAACAUACAGAUUCGGUUCUAUGCAAAUGGCCUAUGAUGCAAAAUAUCUGUGCAUUCCAGAAAUAAGAUGGCUCGGUGUUUUUCCUUCUGAAGUGGAUAAGUACUGCCUUCCACGGCAAUGCCUGCUACCUUUCACUAAAGAAGAUAAGAUGAAAGUAGAAGCAAUGUUGCCUAGGUGUUACUUGGCAAGAGAGGCACUGCAAUGGAGGGUCGAACUGGAGCUGCUGCUUCAAAGAGGAUUCAAGUGCGAGAUUGAAGCUUUAUCUGUGCAGUCACCUUCAUUCUUGUCUCAAGAAUAUUUACCUGCAAAAAUUCAAGCAGGAGCUUAUAUACUAUAA
Oldenlandia corymbosa var. corymbosa is the source of this 621-nucleotide messenger RNA. The record is from the annotation of a GenBank genome assembly. NCBI's taxonomy places the organism in Eukaryota, Viridiplantae, Streptophyta, Magnoliopsida, Gentianales, Rubiaceae.